Molecule: messenger RNA, 1667 nt
Organism: Sorex araneus (European shrew)
Lineage: Eukaryota; Metazoa; Chordata; Mammalia; Eulipotyphla; Soricidae
Gene: GPT
Product: glutamic--pyruvic transaminase
Exons: 12
Coding region: 58-1548 (496 amino acids)
Biological process (GO): biosynthetic process
Molecular function (GO): L-alanine:2-oxoglutarate transaminase activity; pyridoxal phosphate binding
Source: RefSeq, a predicted model, not a curated record
UGCGCAGGGUGACUGAGGUGACCUGCGGUGGACUGUUAUCCAAGAGGAGCAAGGGUCAUGGCCUUGAGAGCCGGGGGCCACAGUCAGGCCACAAUGAAUGGGCUGAAAGAGAAGGUGCUGACACUGGAGACCAUGAACCCCUGUGUCCGGAGGCUGGAGUAUGCUGUGCGCGGCCCCAUCGUGCUGCGCGCCCAGGAGCUGGAGCAGGAGCUGCACCAGGGUGUGAAGAAGCCCUUCACGGAGGUCAUCCACGCCAAUGUGGGAGAUGCACACGCCAUGGGGCAGAGACCCAUCACCUUCCUGCGUCAGGUGCUGGCCCUCUGUGUCCACCCCGAUCUCCUCAAUAGCCCCGACUUUCCUGAGGACACCAAAAGACGGGCAAAGCACAUCUUGCAGGCUUGCAAGGGCCACAGCCUGGGUGCGUAUAGCGUCAGUUCUGGCAUCGGGAUGAUCCGGGAGGAUGUAGCACGGUACAUCGAGAGGCGUGAUGGAGGCAUCCCUGCGGAUCCCAGCAACAUCUUCCUGUCCACAGGGGCCAGCGAUGCUAUCAUGACAGUGCUGAAGUUGCUGGUGACGGGCGAGGGACGCCAGCGCACAGGCGUGCUGAUCCCUAUUCCGCAGUACCCGCUCUACUCAGCGGCGCUGGCCGAGUUCAAUGCGGUUCAGGUGGACUACUACCUGGACGAGGAGCGCUCGUGGGCCCUUGAUGUGUCCGAGCUGCGCCGGGCGCUGCACCAGGCGCAGGAGCACUGCAACCCGCGGGCGCUCUGCAUCAUCAACCCUGGCAACCCCACCGGGCAGGUGCAGACCCGCGAGUGCAUUGAGGCUGUGAUCCGUUUUGCCUUCGAGGAGCGGCUCUUCCUGCUGGCCGACGAGGUGUACCAGGACAACGUGUAUGCCGAAGGCUCGCAGUUCCACUCCUUCAAAAAGGUGCUCAUGGAGAUGGGGCCGCCCUAUGCGACGCAGCAAGAACUCGCCUCCUUCCAUUCUAUCUCCAAGGGCUACAUGGGCGAGUGCGGGUUCCGCGGUGGCUACGUGGAGGUGGUCAACAUGGACCCCGCGGUCCAGCAGCAAAUGCUGAAGCUGAUGAGUGUGCGGCUGUGCCCGCCCGUGCCGGGCCAGGCUGUGCUGGACAUGGUGGUCAGUCCGCCCGCGCCCUCCGAUCCCUCCUUCCCGCAGUACCAGGAGGAGAGGCAGGCCGUCCUGGCCGAGCUGGCGGCCAAGGCCAAGCUCACCGAGCAGGUCUUUAAUGAGGCUCCUGGCAUCAGCUGCAACCCGGUGCAGGGCGCCAUGUACUCGUUCCCGCGCGUGGAGCUGCCCCCACGCGCCGUGCAGCGAGCUAAGGAGCUGGACCUGGCCCCAGACAUGUUCUUCUGCAUGCGCUUGCUGGAGGAGACUGGCAUCUGCGUGGUGCCGGGCAGCGGCUUCGGGCAGCGAGAAGGCACCUACCACUUCCGGAUGACCAUUCUGCCCCCCAUGGAGAAACUGCGGCCCCUGCUAGAGAAGCUGAGCCAGUUCCACGCUAAGUUCACCAGAGAGUACUCCUGAGCCGGCCCCCAUGACUGCUGGACCCUGGACUGACCAGGGCCGGGGGCAUCUCUGAGCCCUCGGACUUGCGCAGAACUGCGCCCCACCUCUUGAGGUGCCAAUAAAGCUGUGACGACCUC